AUACUUAGCUGCUUUCUUACUUCCGCUUGUGUUGAUAGAUUUGAGUUUUUCUGCUUCACAGUUGUGACGUGUUCCUGUAUUUUAACUUGUUUUAUUUAAUUUCAUUUCAAUUUAAUAUAAUAAUAUAAUUAAUUAAUUGGUUUAGACAUUAAAAAUGCCUGCUCCAGCUAGUGCUACCUCUGUGGGGAGUGGAAGCCGAUCACCCCGUGCAAUCACAUCUCGAACCACUAAUGGCAGUGGUGCAAGAUUAAGGAAAACUGGAACUAGCUCCUCUUCAAGUGCAGGUCGCGGCGGAGGACCUUCAUCUGGUGGUAUGUGGCGCUUUUACACAGAUGACUCACCUGGAAUUAAAGUAGGUCCUGUACCUGUUCUUGUGAUGAGCUUGGUUUUCAUUGCUUCCGUGUUCAUUUUACAUAUUUGGGGAAAAUACACUCGAUCAUAGAUUUAAUUAUUUAAAGACCAAACUCAUGGAUUGGGAAUCAAAGUUCAAUGCAUUCAUCAACCAGUGAGAUCUCUCAACGAAAUAUAACAGAAAGAUUGGAGAGAUGUGAAAGAAUUUUGUUCUUUUUUUCAUAAAUAUAUUGAUAUUUUAUUAAAUCUCGGAAUGAUAUA
Molecule: messenger RNA, 612 nt
Organism: Tetranychus urticae (two-spotted spider mite)
Lineage: Eukaryota; Metazoa; Arthropoda; Arachnida; Trombidiformes; Tetranychidae
Gene: Sec61beta
Product: Sec61 translocon subunit beta
Biological process (GO): intracellular protein transport
Cellular component (GO): Sec61 translocon complex
Source: RefSeq, a predicted model, not a curated record